AUGGGACAAACGCUGAGUGAGCCAGUAACGACUAAGGAGUCUGCAUCAUGUAUCAACGAUUUAUUCACAGUAGGGAGUUCGUGCAUGCAAGGAUGGCGAAUAAAUAUGGAAGAUGCACACACGCAUCUAUUGUCAUUACCGGACGACCCGAGAUGUGCAUUUUUUGCGGUUUAUGAUGGUCAUGGUGGUCCAAAAGCGUCACAAUUUGCUGGUAUCAAUCUACACAAGCAAAUACUACAGCAAGAAGAUUAUGGAAAUCUACCAGAAGCCUUGCGGAAGGGUUUCUUAGCGCUCGAUGAACAAAUGCGUUCUGAUGAUGAAAUGCGAGACGAUGUCUCUGGUGCCACAGCAGUUGUAGUUCUAAUUAAAGAUGAUGUUAUACACUCAAACGUAGGCGAUUCUCGAGCUGUAGUGUCUGUUUGUGGUGAAGCUCGUCCACUGUCUUUCGAUCAUAAGCCUGCUAAUGAAAAAGAGGCGAAACGUAUACUCGCUGCUGGUGGGUGGGUUGAGUUCAACCGAGUCAAUGGCAAUCUCGCACUUUCUCGAGCCCUUGGUGAUUUUGUAUUCAAACGGAAUGAUGCUAUUCCACCUGAACAACAAAUCGUAACGGCGUAUCCGGAUGUGAUCUCGGAGAACGUGACGGAAGAUCACGAGUUUGUAGUACUAGCAUGUGAUGGUAUUUGGGACGUUCUAAGUAAUCAGGAAGUAGUCGACUUUGUGCGGGAAAGGCUCGCGGAGAACAGGGAUCCACAAACUAUUUGUGAAGAAUUGCUUACACGAUGUCUUGCACCGGAUUCACAAAUGGGAGGAGUAGGAUGUGAUAAUAUGACGGUAGUAAUUGUUGGACUGCUUCAAAAGCAAAGUCCGGAACAUCUUGUAUCGAAAUGUGCGCGACCAUCUCGCGCUGAUCAAUCAAAGGUUUCAGGAAAAGAAAAAUCGCCCGGAAAUGGUCCGGAAGAGGAAGAAGAAGCUCCACCCACGGAGUUCACUGCGUGA
Molecule: messenger RNA, 996 nt
Organism: Haemonchus placei
Lineage: Eukaryota; Metazoa; Nematoda; Chromadorea; Rhabditida; Trichostrongylidae
Source: the annotation of a GenBank genome assembly